UUUGAGAGACUCGUGUGUUUGUUUUGCUUCUGCCUCGCAGAUGACAGCUCCUCGGUUUCCUUCCCUGUAGCUGACACCGCUCACCGGCAGAAUGCUGACCGCGGAGGACUUCUCCCGCUUCCCGCUGCUCAUGUGGGAGAAGGUGCUGUCGAAGGUGAAGAAGGCGGUGGUGUUUAUGGAUGACGAGUGCGCGGAGGCUCUCCACUGGAGCGGAGGUGCUGCAGCCUUGUUGGAGGCAGGAGCCCGGAACGUGAGGCCGUUCUCCAGCUUCGAAGCCUGCGGUGCCAACGAGCCCAAAGCCGUGUUUGUCGUGAGCACGCUGCUGAAGGGGAGGACAGUGGACGUCAUUAAAGACGUCCUCUCCCUCAGCCACUUCCAGUACUGCAUUGUCUUCACCACCGUGGCUCACUCCGUGCACCUGCUCGCCAACAAGGUGACCGCGGACAUGGAGGGCAGCCCUGUGUUUGAGCAGUUUGAGGAGAAGCUAUGCGAGUGGAUGGGCAACAUGAACUACACGGCUGAAGUCAUGCACGUGCCGGUGGUCUUCGCCCCCGUGUCACAGCAGCUACUCCUCGCGCCCAUGUUUGCCCACCUGUUCCCCCUGCUCAGCCCUGACCUGGACACGAUCAAUGAAAAACGACCAGAGAAGAAGAGAUUCGGGAGCCUGGUCGAUAUAGACAUGAGCUGCCUCCCCGCUGAGCUGCAGAUCGAAAUCAAAUCCUUGACGUCAGUGUUAAAUGCGAUGUUUGAGGCCACAGGCACCAAGGAGGAGAGCUUCUCUGUAGGUCCCAUGAGCCGCAUCAUAGCAGGAGAACUGGCCAGUCACCCUCAAGCGAAGAGUCGAAGGAAAACAGCCCCAAAUAAAGCGUCAAUCAUCUUUGUGGAUCGAACGAUGGAUCUUACAGGAGCUGUUGGUCACCAUGGUGACAACCUGGCGGAGAAGAUUCUGACCGUGCUCAAACCCUUACCUGGUCAUGUGACAGAUGUACAGGUGGAUAUGCUGGAGCUCACCAGUCUGCAGCGCACCCCUCACUCCCAAAACACCCUGGCCCCCGGCUGUCUCGCACAACACCAGUCACCUGCAGCACAGUCACUGUGGGAGGCCAUGCUGACCAGUAAACAAAAAGAGGGGGUGAUGGAGGUCCGGCGGCAGUUGGUGGAAGCGGCCAGUAAGGAGAAGCUGCCAAUCAAGAUGAGCAUGGGUCGUGUGACCCCUGAGCAGCUGUGCUCCUACACGCAGCUGUUUCGGAGCAGUUGGGGCGCUCUGGAGAGUCACUGCGGGUUGCUCCAGCUGGGCCUGGCCACGGCCCAGACACUCGGCCACCCCAACCUUCCCCGCUGGGACUCCUGCCUGGCCUUCGAGCGCCUGCUGCUGCAGGCUCUCGGGGAUUCUGAUUUCCCCACUGUGCUGAGGCAGCUGCUGCCCUUGAUGCGGCCCCGUGGAGGCGACGACAGCUCAGACCCGGGGUCAAGGUCCAAGGAGGAUGAGUGUGGGCCUGAUGAGCUGAUCCUCCUGCUGGUCUACCUGUACUCCCUGGCCGACGAGGCGCAGCCUGCAGACCAGGGCAGCGAGGAGGAGGAGGAGCUGGAGAAGCUGGAGAGGGACCUGAUAGGAGCACUCACCCUGGUCAUCACGCGGGAGACGGAGCUCAGCCCCUUGCUCCAGAAACUCACUGGCUGUGCAAACCCAGAGGAGCUGACCACAGAGCGAGCCCACACUGCAAUGGAGGACAUGUUCGAGACCCUCAGAGGGUUGAGCCACUCAAGAGAUCACCUCAAGCAACUGAACUCCGUCUACACUGCCAGCGAUGGCGUUCACCAGGCGACGUAUCGUCCUUUCCUGCGACAGGUCCUGGAGGAAGUCUUCCACCCCGACAGACAUGAAUGUCCCGACAUCGAACACAUGUCUGGAGGUCUCACAGACCUGCUCAAGACCGGCUUCAGUAUGUUCAUGAAGGUGAGUCGCCCGCAUCCCAGCGACAACCCCGUGCUCCUCCUCUUUGUGGUAGGAGGCGUCACACCUUCAGAGCUGCGUCUCAUCAAAGAGAUGUUCACCACACACAAACCAGGGACACAGGUGCUGGUUCUGUCCACCAGGUUGCUGAGGCCGACCGAUAUCCCCGAGCUGCUCUUCGCCACCCAAAGACUGGCGCCUGACAUCGGGGUCUGAAAGGCAGAAGAACUGCACCACAAACAAAAGCUGUAAAAUGGAAAUGAAGGGAUUGAUUAGCAAGUGCAACAUUCCUAACCUGUGUGUGAGUUGGUGGAAAUACUCUGAAAGAGGGUUGUAAAGUAAUAAUAUAGAUAUUAGAUUAUCUCUCUUGGAAACAGAAAUGUGAUAAAUGUGUUUGACACUUGACAUCCUUCAUCUUUCUGACUACCAGUAUGUUUCAGAAGCUCCUUGCACCAAAUAUUAAAAAUAAAACGUGCUGAUCCUUUUUAUCAACA
This is a messenger RNA of Platichthys flesus (European flounder), 2448 nucleotides long. RefSeq names its product sec1 family domain containing 2 (gene scfd2). Bases 92 to 2170 code for a protein of 692 amino acids. Lineage: Eukaryota; Metazoa; Chordata; Actinopteri; Pleuronectiformes; Pleuronectidae. The transcript has 9 exons. The record is from RefSeq and is a predicted model, not a curated record. Gene Ontology annotation, biological process: intracellular protein transport; vesicle-mediated transport.